Molecule: messenger RNA, 734 nt
Organism: Drosophila montana
Lineage: Eukaryota; Metazoa; Arthropoda; Insecta; Diptera; Drosophilidae
Exons: 1
Coding region: 45-467 (140 amino acids)
Source: RefSeq, a predicted model, not a curated record
AAUUUGAAUAGUGCAAGAAAAUUGGGGAAAAAUAUCUAUUAAAAAUGCAGUUAGCCCCGCCUGGUGCCUGCCUUCAGCUCUUGCUGCUCAGCUGCCUUUGGCAUGGCCAUCGGCUGGAAUUUGUGCAGAUCCCCGAACAACGUUUGGAGCACAAUGAGCUGAUGGCACUGCUGGAGGAUGACUUGGAUUUGUCGCAGGUGAACUGGCGAGCGAUGAUACCGCUGCUGCUGCAACGUCAGCAGGUGCGUCUGUGUGUCGCCGUCUACCGUUACGAACCGCAGCUGGUGGCGGGCACGUCCUGCGAGUCGCUGCUGGGCAACGGUCUGAUGGCGUACUGCGACAUCGGACAUGUCGAGGAUCUGAGCAUGACAAUGCGCGAUGCAUUCGGCGGCAUGCUGUUCGAUACGCUGCAGCAAUGCCGUCCGGGUCUGGAAAUCUUUGGAGUGCGUUGCCGGCGACGUGCCUGAACGAGAUUAAGGCCAGAAACGAAGCGCUUAAGUGAAUUGCUAAUUCAGUUUUCUUACUGCUGCUCAUCAUCAGUCGUGACUGGCGCUGUCGUUGUCCGUCUUCAUCUCUAUUGCUCUGUCUCUGUCUCUGUCUUCGUGUCCCUUGUCAUUUCAAUGUGUCAAUAAAAAUGCGAUGUGGGUGAAGGCCUGUCCUGGGCACACACACCAGCCCGGGCGCUGAGGCGAGCGGCCACACCCUGAGUCCUUGCUGAGCAGCAUCAUGACAAA